AUGAAUCUCGCUUUACUAAGUAAGUGGAAGUGGAGAAUUCUCGUGGAGGACGAUGCGGUUUGGAGUGGUAUCCUUAGAUCUCGUUACGGGAAUGUCAAAAGGAAGAUUCUUAUUGGUGAUUCUUCGGUGGUGGAGAAAAUCAACUCAAUAUGGUGGAGGGAUAUACUUUUAUCCGAUAACUAUGUUUUCUUGCUGAAUUCAAACUUUCCAGGGGCUGUUAUAUGUGAACUCGGGAACGGUAUUAAUAUCCCGUUUUGGUAUAACACUUGGGCCGGUGGUAAGCCGUUAGCGCAAGCUUUCCAGGAGCUGUUUGUUUUAUCCCAUGACGACAAAAUUACUGUUGCUGAGGCUGGUUUCCAGGAUGCUGAAGGCUGGCAGUGGAGCGCAGCAGCUAUCCUGUGUGACGGCAGCGCAGGGACAACAACGACUUCAAAGUUAUCCGGCCCUCCUCUUAGUUCAAUCAUUGUAAAAGCUGUGAAGCAUCUUUGGAAGGUAAAAGCGCCUCCUAAAGUUAUCUUUUUUGGAUGGAGGAUAAUUCAUAAUAGAUUAGCUACCAAAGACCAAUUGAUUAAGAGGGGAAUUUUGAUGGACGAUAUUGUUUCGGAAUGUGUCUUUUGCUCUACGGAGACGGAAAGCCUUUCUCACCUGCUUGGGGACUGUUUAGUGGUGGAGGCUAUUUGGAGAAAGGUUUACGAGUGGAUUGGACCCGUUGACGAAUUAUAUUUGGAGGAGUUCGAAUGGUUUCUUUUUUAUUUCGAGAAGGUGAAGAAUCUAGCCAAGAGGUCCUUAGUUGCGGUAAUUUGGUUAGCAACGGCUUGUAGUAUUUGGAAUAGGCGUAAUGGAAUAAUUUUCAAGAAUGAUUCGUUUAGCUUCACCGAAUAUAUGUCGGAGGUUGUUUUUAAUUCUUGGAAAUGA
Vicia villosa (hairy vetch) is the source of this 915-nucleotide messenger RNA. RefSeq lists its product as uncharacterized. The transcript has 2 exons. Lineage: Eukaryota; Viridiplantae; Streptophyta; Magnoliopsida; Fabales; Fabaceae. Bases 1 to 915 code for a protein of 304 amino acids. The record is from RefSeq and is a predicted model, not a curated record.